UUAUGCAAAAGCUUAGCUGCGAUAGGCUAUACAGAAUUAAAAAGCCUACCUAAAUGUUCACAUGUUUUCUGAAGCAAAGGGCUGGGGAUGUUAGUGGAGGAACCUUUUCCCAUCUAUCUUGACUUCACCUUUUUGUACCGUUUUCAACGUUAAUCAAGAUGGCCCAGUGGAUCCAGCUGCAGAAAUUAGACUCCAAGUACCUGGAGCAGUUGGACCAGCUGUAUGAUGAUACUUUCCCCAUGGAGAUCCGCCAGUACCUCAGUGCGUGGAUUGAGAGCCAUGACUGGGACACGGUGGCAACCAGCGUUUCCCUGGCGAUGGUCCGUUUCCAUGACCUCUUGGGCCAGUUGGACAACCAGUUCAGCCACUUCGCCCUGGAGAACGACUUCCUGUUGCAACACAAUGUACGCAAGAUUAAACGCAAACUGCAGGACCACUUUCAGGAGGACCCUUUGCACAUGGCCAUGACUAUAUGUAAAUGUCUGAAAGAGGAGAAGAAAAUCCUGGCCUGUGCCUUAAAAAAAGAGGAAAACGUUUGGUCCACACAAAACAAUGUGGUGUUGGAGAAACAGAAAGAGUUGGACAACAAUGUCAAAGACCUGAGGAACCAAGUACAGGAUGUAGAGCAGGAAAUGAAGUCACUGGAGGACCUACAGGAUGAACAUGACUUUAAGAAGAAGACCCUGCAGAGCCGAGUGGAACAAGAGGUGAAUGGGAUGACACAGUCACCGGUGGUACAGAAAGAGAUCCGUGAAGAGGAGAUGGUCAUCAGAGAGAUGUUCAUCAAACUCAACAUAACCAGAGAGGUGGUGGUGCAUCAGAUAGCUUACAUCCUGAACUUGGCCGAGCAGAUCCAGUACACCCUGGUGACAGAGGAGAUACCUGAGUGGAAGCACAGACAGCAGAUUGCGUGUAUCGGUGGUCCACCUAAUGCCUGUCUAGAUCAGCUACAAACCUGGUUCACUGCGGUGGCAGAGGGCUUACAGCAGGUACGCCAGCAACUGAAGAAACUUCAGGAGCUGGAACAGAAGUACACAUACGAGAACGACCCCAUCACUCAGGGCAAAAGCACUCUGGAGGAACGCGCUCUCGUCCUGUUCAAGACCCUCAUUGUCAAUUCUAUCGUGGUGGAGAGACAGCCCUGUAUGCCCACUCACCCCCAAAGACCUCUGGUGCUGAAGACUGGGGUGCAGUUCACUGUCAAAAUCAGACUGCUGGUGAAGCUUCAGGAGCUGAACUACCAGUUCAAAGUCAAAGCUCUGUUUGACAAGGACGUGACUGAGAGGAAUGCAGUGAGAGGGUUCCGGAAAUUCAACAUCUUUGGAACUAAUACUAAAGUUAUGAACGUGGAGGAGUCCAAUGGAAGCUUGGCAGCAGAAUUCAGACACCUGCAACUAAAGGAGCAAAAGGCUACAGGCAACAGAACAAACGACGGUCCUCUCAUAGUGACAGAGGAGCUCCACUCCAUCAGCUUUGAGACACAACUCACUCAGCCAGGACUCCAGGUCAACCUGGAGACGACGUCCCUGCCCAUUGUGGUCAUCUCCAAUAUUAGCCAGCUGCCCAGCGCCUGGGCCUCUGUCAUGUGGUACAACAUGCUGACCAGUGAGUCCAAGAAUCUGCCGUUCUUCCUGAGCCCGUCCCAGGCCACCUGGAGCCAGUUGUCGAAGGUGCUGAGUUGGCAGUUCUCCUCCGUAACCAAGCGAGGCCUCAACGACGAGCAGCUGAGCAUGCUGGGAGACAAGCUCCUGGGUCGAGAGGCUGUAGGAAAUCCUAAUGGGCUCAUCACCUGGGCCAUGUUCUGCAAGAAUGUGAACGAGAAGGGCUUUCCCUUCUGGCUGUGGAUCGAUGGAAUCCUGGACCUGAUCAAGAGACACCUCCUGUGUUUGUGGAAUGACGGGUGUAUCAUGGGCUUUGUCAGUAAGGAGAGAGAGAAGGCCCUGCUGAAGGACAAGGAGCCUGGGACUUUCCUGCUGCGUUUCAGCGAGAGCAGCCAGGAGGGAGCCGUCACCUUUACCUGGGUGGAGCACUCCAAUGACUAUGGGUUUCCGUUUUGUCGUAUUUUAACAGAUGUCCAUUUCCACACGGUGGAGCCCUACACUAAGAAGAAGCUGGCCGCCAUCUCUUUCCCUGACAUCCUCCACAACUACAAGGUGAUGGCUGCCGGGAACAUCCCUGAGAACCCUCUGGUCUACCUCUACCCCAGGAUCCCCAAAGACAGCGCCUUAGCACGCUACUACAGCCGCCCCACAGAAGCCGCUGAGCCAAUGGAGUUGGAGAGUGAGUCUGAUGCUGGCUACGUUAAGAGGAAGCUUAUCUCUGUGUCUGAUUAUGUGCAAAGCUUUCCCAAACUAACCUACCCUCUUCAGGCAGCGCCCCUUGGAAAACUUGUUACCCCUCUGCACCGAACUGAUCUGAAGAUGUUGAUUAAAUUGAAGAGAUUUGUUGGGUUUCCUUUGUAAAUACAACUAAAACUGUAUACAUAUGUAGACUGUCAUUUUAAUGUACAUGCAUGAGAUUUGGGGGCUUCAAGUUCAGCUGUUUGUAUUAAGGAAUGUAUUUCUGUGUGACAGGAUGAUAUUUUGUGAAUGCAUAUGUAGUGUGAAAUGGUUAAGCUGUUAUACAGUGGGCUUCAAAAUUAUUUGGACAUUUGACACAUUUGUUGUUGUUUUGGCUCUGUACUCCAGCACCAUGGGUUUGAAAUGAUACAAUGAGAUUAAAGUGUAGUCUGUCAGUUUUUAAUUUGAGGGUAUUUUCAUACAUAGAGGGAACCGUUUAGAAAUUACAGCUCUUUUUGCACAUAGUCCCUUAAUUUUAGGGGACCAAAAGUUAAUGUGACAAAUUCCCUUACGUGAAUUUAAGUAUUCAAGUUUAGAAUUUGGUCCCAUAAUCCGACCACGCAAUGAUUCCAAGCUUGUGACUCCUCACACUUGUAUGCAUUUGCUGUUUGUUUUGGUUGUUCGAUAAUUUUGUGCCCAAUAGAAAUGAAUGGUAAAUGUUUGGACUUCACUGUUUAAUUUAAGGACAAAGAAGAGGGCUCACACAUGCCUGAAUAGCUUUGAUUUAUUUAACCUUGUUUAUUAAAAUAAAUAUGUGUAUAUAUUCCACUGCCAGGAGCAAUCGCACAUCUGCACAUCAACUAUACCCUAAAAUCUGAACAGAAAAGGACAUCCGUGUUUAGCAAUACAUUCAGAACUGUCUUUAGUUGGAACUUUAGACUGGUCUGCAACUACUGGUGACACCUGACUUGAACCAUCUGUCCAUAUGACCUACAGGGGUUCAAACACCGGUCUUCUGCAAACCACAAUAUUGUGUUCGCCCUCUGAGCUAAAGCCUAGGCAGCUGACAAGUUCAGAUCACAGGCAAGGUUACCUUUCACUGAAUCAACAAUAGCAAAACCAAUGUCUGAUUUUGAGACCUUUCCCUGUAUGUCACGGAUACGACAGUGUUAUGGAGGUGAUUGAUUGGAGGGUUCAGGUCUUGUGUUUCCCGGACUACUGGGAGUGGUGAAGGAGGUCGAGUUUCUGUGGCAACGUGUUCCGUUGUCAUUCUUUGGCUUUCAUUUGAACAUUUUUCUAUACACAAUGUCACCGUCUCAGACAGAUCUGGGGAGUUGCUGAAAACCGGCCACGUUGCCUUACAGAGACCAACAAGUAGUGGUAGAGAUGUUAUGUACAUAGAGGACAGAGCUUUCCAAUCCACUUGAUUUUCCAUCUGUGUAUUCGUUAUCUGGAUUGGAACGUUGCGUAAGGUUAUUCCCCAUUGUGUCAAUGAAGCUGUUCUUUAUGCUACAUCGGUCUUAUGGGGGAAAAAAAUACUACCACUGUUGUUCAUUUAUAAUUUGAUCUAUUGUACAGUAUUGCUUCAUUGCUUCACGUUAACAUACAUUUAAAAAAUAAAUAAAAACAGGUUGUAAAUUGA
Oncorhynchus tshawytscha (Chinook salmon) is the source of this 3921-nucleotide messenger RNA. RefSeq names its product signal transducer and activator of transcription 1b. The record is from RefSeq and is a predicted model, not a curated record. Gene Ontology annotation, biological process: type I interferon-mediated signaling pathway; defense response; regulation of transcription by RNA polymerase II. Lineage: Eukaryota; Metazoa; Chordata; Actinopteri; Salmoniformes; Salmonidae. The transcript is spliced from 24 exons. Gene Ontology annotation, molecular function: DNA-binding transcription factor activity, RNA polymerase II-specific; RNA polymerase II cis-regulatory region sequence-specific DNA binding. The coding region runs from base 159 to 2462 and encodes 767 amino acids.